CUCAUCCUUUUUUUUUACAACAGUAUUAUUUCCACUAAUACCCACUACUACAACACGGACUACACGGGGACGCCGCCCCGCCCGUUAUAAGACAAUUUUUAACGCGUCUAAAUUCUCAACGCGGUUCGCAUGGAUGCACGGUGCGUGUCUUUUUCUUCUGAUUUUGUUUCAAAAAUUUCGACAAGACACCUGUUCUACUUGUUUACGUGAAUUUAGAUCCAAGGAUCAUCGUAGAAUUGUGCUGCUCUAAUUUGCAACGCAAUAAGUGUGAAUGCUAAAAACAAAAAAAACAAAUUCAUUAAGAAUUCAAAAGUGAUUUGAAAAAAUGUCUGUAUUAGACGAUCAAGAAUUGUACAAGAAUAAUACGUAUUUCGUGAAGCACGAACCCGGCGAUUUCACACCCUUCUACGUUGCCAUCACCAUCUGUUCUGUACUAGGUGGCUUUCUCUUUAUCCUGAACAUUUUUUUCUGCUGGUGUUCGCCAUAUCGUCAAUAUUGGCAGGAUCGUCAUACCGGAAAUCGUUGGAUACAAUCGCUGUGGGUAUCGCUGCCUCACAAACUUCCUCCACUGGACUUGUCAGAGUUGAAGCCAUCUUCAAUUCCGCAGCAAACGCAUUAUCCAGACUCACGUUUGUAUUAUCCGCAUCCAGAAGUAACAGACGAAGAGGCUCAUUAUCCGCAUGUAGCAGCACAAAACGCGCAGGAAUAUAUGGAAUUACACAAGCGAGAAAGCGACAUUUAAAAAAAUAAGUUGCCACAAAAACCCUUUGAGUGUAAUAUUAGGGGGAAUCGAAAUUGUACAGGAAGUAAAAGAAAGAAAGACAUAAUGGCCUUACACGUUUUUUGGCCAGCGAGCGCGUGUCUUACGCUCUUCGUGAUUGGCGUUA
Messenger RNA from Venturia canescens, 887 nucleotides. It is a transcript of the gene wrm1, whose product is annotated as wurmchen 1. Bases 326 to 742 code for a protein of 138 amino acids. NCBI's taxonomy places the organism in Eukaryota, Metazoa, Arthropoda, Insecta, Hymenoptera, Ichneumonidae. The record is from RefSeq and is a predicted model, not a curated record. The transcript has 3 exons.